UUCUCCAGACAAAAAGAGCAGAAGGAACAGGAGAUCCUAGAGAGAUGAGUUCACACUUCAUACAAGAAGCUUGCUUCAAUGUCUGCUGCUCAUCACCAUUCUCAUCUCACUCCAUGACUCAGAAACAAGAGGAAGAAGAGCUCGAGUUCUCAGUAGUCACACCAGGAGCCUCGUUUAUAACAAAAGACAUCAAAUUCACUAGCCAAGAAUCUCUCCCUCCUCUCCGUACAUCUUUCUACGAUCUCAUCACGGCUUUUCCUGAUUACUUGCAGACGAAUCAAGCCGAUCAUCUCCGAUCUACAGAGUAUCAAAACCUCUCGUGCUCCUCUCGCCACGUGUUGUUAACACACACCGGCCAGCUACAGCCCUUGUUCUCUUACUCACAGUUCCGACAGCUCUCCCGUUUGAAUCAAUCUCUCUUUACCUUGUCUUCCAAGCAAGUAUGCUCCUAUAAAGAAAUGUUAUCACUCGCGAGCGAAGAAUCUUGGUUUCAGACGAGGUUAAGGAAAAGAAUAAUGAGUUUUAUGAAUCUUGAAGAAUCUGAAUAUCACAUGAUUCUAACACAAGACUGCUCCUCUGCUUUCAAGAUUCUAGCGGAACUCUACUCUUUCAAAACAAACCCUAAUCUUCUCACAGUCUACAACUACCAAGACGAAGCAGUGGAAGAGAUGAUCAGAAUCUCGGAGAAGAAGGGUGUAAAGCCCAAAUCAGCAGAGUUCUCGUGGCCGAGCACUGAGAUUGUCUCUGAGAAACUGAAGAGGACAAUCUUGAGGAGUAAGAGAGGAAGGGGAAAAGAAGAUAAAAGAGGAAUAUUUGUGUUUCCACUUCAGUCUCUUGUCACAGGAGCUACGUAUUCUUACUCGUGGAUGAGUUUAGCUCAAGAAAACCAAUGGCAUGUGUUGCUUGACACCUCUGCUUUAGGCUCUAAAGACAUGGAUACUUUAGGUCUUUCUCUGUUCCGACCAGAUUUUCUUAUAUGUUCUUUUACAGAGGUUUUAGGGCAAGAUGGUCUUACUAGUUUCGGUUGCUUGUUCGUCAAGAAAUCUAGCUCAAAAGCUUUAUCAGAAGAAACAGUCACGAAUCCGACGAAUCUCACGGUUGUAAAAGCAGAGCCGUCUUGGAUAACAGAAAAUGACGAAACUACCCUUGAAAUCGUAGAAGAGGAUAAUGUAACUAUUGAGUUUCGAGGUUUAGACCACGCAGACUCUCUAGGACUGAUACUAAUCAGUCGAAGGUUAAAGUCUUUGACUCUAUGGCUGGUUCGAGCGUUGAUGAGUCUUAAACAUCCGAACUCUCAUCAAACAGAGACUCCUCUGGUCAAAAUCUGCGGACCGAAGACGAGACCGGAGAGAGGAUCGUCUGUUUCGUUUAACGUUUUUGAUUGGCAAGGAGAUAAAGUCGAUCCUUUGAUGGUGGAGAGGCUUGCGGAGAGGGAGAAGAUCAGUUUGCGAUGUGCUUACUUGCAGAAGAUUAGUAGAGUGGGAGACAAGAAAAGAAGAGAUGAAGAGAGAGAUGGACAGAAUAUGAGUUUGAGAGUGUCAGUGGUGUGUGUUAGGUUAGGGUUUAUGACGAACUUUGAUGAUGUUUUUAGGGUUUGGGGGUUUGUGUCGAGGUUUCUAGAUGUGGAUUUUGUGGAGAGAGAGAAGUGGAGAAUGAAAGCUCUUGAGAAAAAACAAAUGAGAGGUGUAAUAAUUUGA
Messenger RNA from Eruca vesicaria subsp. sativa (arugula), 1697 nucleotides. NCBI's taxonomy places the organism in Eukaryota, Viridiplantae, Streptophyta, Magnoliopsida, Brassicales, Brassicaceae. The record is from the annotation of a GenBank genome assembly.